AUGUUUUCCAAUGAAUUCUAUCACUCACCAGCGGACUCGCAUGUUCGUCACAGGCCAUUGAACGAAUCAGUUCAACAAAGUUGGAGAUUACCAUCACCAGCAUCUGCACCUUUUGUCCUGGAUCUUGCCCAUCUGGACGACUCGGCUCAGUUGAAGUCGUCAGACCCACCAGAAACCACAGUUGCAUCGACCCUGUCAGGCUGGUUUCCUGGAAUACCAAGUCCAGGCUCGGUCUUUAGUUCUCCCCGCAGCCAGAGAUCCAGCAUCAGCUCAGUCGAAGGACAGAGCCAUCUAUCAUCAUUACAUCCGAAUCAGUUCUUAGCCAGAACACCUUUCCCAUCGGAACUCAUCUCUCGGGACUGUGAACCAGCAAGCUCUCCUUCACGCCUGGUUCAAAGAAGUUCCCCGCAAGCCAUUGCAGAAACCUCACAGACGUCAGAUUAUCAGUUAUUACCUCAGUCGAUGCAUCCCGGAUCAGUAGCAUUUCUGACGACCAACAUGGCACACAACUCGCAGAAUUACAGCUGGCAAAACCGGCCGCCACAACCUCUCCAUCCCACUUCAAUGGCCAUGGACCAACAGUCAUAUCCCCAGGCACAUGCCCUCCCGCCACAGCAUGCAUAUCCCGCUGCAUACCAACCUCAGCACACUAGCUCCCAGAGCUACUAUCAACCAGGACUCCCUUCCUCACAUUAUCUUUCCUCGCAGCCAGGUGUGCCACAUAGCCGACACCAACCCCGAAGUUCUUCUAUCCCAUACCCGUACCCCAGCGCUUCCGUGUCCGGCAGCCCACCCACAAUCCCGGACCCAUCUUUCACAUCAACACCUCCUUCCUACCUUGUCAAUCAACCAGACUACUACUUAACACCAAACUCUUCGAUCUCACAAACCCCCAACUCCAUGCCUCAACCACACGCCCUGAUGCCUGCGGGCACCGUAUACUCCUCUCCCGAUUCCGCACCCAGCUCCUCAGACCAAGAUCAACAGGUACGAGUCAUCAGCUUUCGACCCAAACCUCAAUGUUGGGACCACGGAUGCAACGGCCGUGAAUUUUCCACCUUCAGCAAUCUGCUCCGACACCAACGGGAAAAGUCAGGGGUGGUUGCCAAAGCAGAAUGCCCCAGUUGUGGUGCUGUAUUCACACGCACCACCGCUCGGAACAUCCAUGUUGCUCAGGGGAAGUGCAAGGGCAUAGCCAGGGAGCCGUCCGCUGAAUAA
This is a messenger RNA of Aspergillus sclerotioniger CBS 115572, 1218 nucleotides long. RefSeq lists its product as uncharacterized. The coding region runs from base 1 to 1218 and encodes 405 amino acids. The record is from RefSeq and is a predicted model, not a curated record. NCBI's taxonomy places the organism in Eukaryota, Fungi, Ascomycota, Eurotiomycetes, Eurotiales, Aspergillaceae. The transcript is spliced from 6 exons.